Molecule: messenger RNA, 846 nt
Organism: Dromiciops gliroides (monito del monte)
Lineage: Eukaryota; Metazoa; Chordata; Mammalia; Microbiotheria; Microbiotheriidae
Product: cyclic AMP-dependent transcription factor ATF-1-like
Biological process (GO): regulation of transcription by RNA polymerase II
Cellular component (GO): nucleus; ATF4-CREB1 transcription factor complex
Molecular function (GO): protein binding; DNA-binding transcription factor activity, RNA polymerase II-specific; RNA polymerase II cis-regulatory region sequence-specific DNA binding
Source: RefSeq, a predicted model, not a curated record
AUGUCACUAAGAAGAGCUGCACCAAUGACUGUUGUACAUCUUUCUGGAGAACACGUAGAGUCAGGGGUCAUCCAGACUGCUCAGUCAUCUUCAGUAAUCCAACCCCCACAAGUACAGACAAUGCAGGUAUCAUUCUGGUCAGAGAGUGAAGAUUUCCAGGAUUCAUCUGAUAGCAUAGGCUCUUCACAGAAAGCUCGCGGGAUUUUAGCGAGGCGCCCAUCUUACAAAAAAAUCUUGAACGAACUUUCAUCAGAAGACACCAGAGAUAGGAAGGGAGACGGAGAAAAUCCUGGAGUUCCAACAGUCACAUCUAUGUCUGUCCCAAUUCCUAUCUACCAGACUAGCACUGGACAAUACAUUGCCAUUGCUCCAAAUGGAACAUUACAACUGGCCAGUCCAAACACCGAUGGAGUACAGGGGCUUCAGACAUUAACAAUGACAAAUGCAGGCAACACUCAACAAGGAACAACAAUUCUUCAGUAUGCACAGGCAUCUGAUGGACAGCAGAUAGUUGUCCCUAGCAACCAAGUGGUUGUACAAACUGCAUCAGGCGAUAUACAGACUUACCAGAUUCGUGCCACACCAACAAAUACUAACCUUCGCCAGACAGUAGUGAUGACAUCUCCAGUCACUCUAACAUCUCAGACAAGCAAAACAGAUGAUCCACAGUUGAAAAGUGAAAUAAGAUUGAUGAAAAAUAGAGAACUUGCACGAGAAUGCUGUAGAAAGAAAAAAGAAUAUGUUAAGUGUCUGGAAAAUGGAGUUGCAGUAUUGGAAAACCAAAAUAAAACUUUAAUAGAUGAAUUAAAAACUUUAAAAGAUCUCUACUCCCAUAAAAAUGUCUAA